AUGAAAAAGAACAUCGGAAAAUUAAAGCAGUGGGCUAACGAAAAGGUCGGUGCUUCUCACAAGACGCAGACCACAGAUGAAUUUCAAGAACUGCAACAACAAACUGAUGCCAGGCACAAAGGUGUAGAUAAACUCAUAUUUGCGACAAGCAUCUACUUAAAGGCCAUGUCAAAAAAAGCUCCAUCCAUAGAAGAGAAGACAAAAGCAUUACCUAUCGAGUCUUUAGGUAUUGCCAUGAGAGUUUAUGGUGAAGAGCUAGGCUCUGAUUCUUCAUAUGGAACGGCUUUGAUCAAACUUGGUACCGCUAACGAAAAGGUCGCGAGUUGCCAAUUAGAGCAUGCAUCAAAAGUUCGUGAAGAUUUUAUUGAAAGUUUAGAUGCUUCUAUUGAAGAUUUAAAACAAUAUCAACAAAUGAAAAAAAAAUUAGAAUCACGUAGACUCAAUUAUGACGCAAAAUUAAGUAAAAUGCAAAAAUCAAAAAAGGAAAAACCAGAAUUAGAAGAAGAAAUGCGUAAUGCUAAAGAAAAAUAUGAGGAUUCAAAAGAAGAACUUCAUAAAAAGAUGAGAACAAUAAAUGAUUCUGAAGAUCAAUACAUACAAGAAUUAACGGCGUUUUUAGACACACAAAUAGAAUACUUUAAAAAUAGUUACGAUAUUCUAUCAGAUUUGAGAAAAGACUGGGUUGAAAGCUUGUCAACGACGACAACGCGACGUACGAAAAAAAAUAAAGAUACUAAUAAGUCUCAAUCUGAUGAGGAUGAUGAUCAAAAUUCUGACAGCGAAAGUUCUCAUUCGAGUUAUAACCGCUCCAGAGAAUCUCGAUCAAUCGCUAGAAGAGCUACAAAUAAUAAAAAUAUUAAUUCUAAAAAAGAUAAUAAAAAUCUUAGCGUUCCCAAUGCAUCAACUCGUAAUAAGUCGUCAGGAUCUUCGGUUAAAUCUUUCGAUUCAGGAGAUAGACAGUCUCCUGCUCGAAAAACAAGUGAUGGUGAAGGCGAACUUGCGAUAGAGGAAGGUGAUAUUAUCACCGUUUUGGAAGAACACGAAGGUUGGUGGAUUGGUGAAAUUAUUGAUGACGAUGGUACUCGUCGGAGUGGCAUGUUUCCUGCGAAUUAUACCGAAGAAUUACCUGCAAAAUCAUCUGCUUCCGCGCGUAGAGUGCCGAAUUUAAUUAGGAAAUCAUCAAAUGAAGAUGAUGAUUAUCAAAACGAUGAACAAAUAUAUGAAGAACCUAAUCAGCUUGAAGACAAUGAUGAAGAACCUCUACAGAAGAAAAGCUCAUCGCGUAAUAAUUACUACAGUGUGCCUCCUAGCAAAACGUCUUCAAGAUCGUCUUCAACGCGUUCAGGCGUUUCUACUGGAAUACCACCUGUUCCAUCACGUACUUCAAAACCUCCACCGUCUCGCAGUUCUACAAUUCGCCAAAAAACAACUGAUUAUACAUCAAAUGCGGCCAAUAUUCCCCGGACUACCACCCCACCAAAUACCAGUACAUCAAGAAAUUCAUAUAUCCCUCAAGAAUUUUUUGGAAAAAAUAAAGCUUCUAAUAACGAUGUUGAACCAUGCGCAGAAUGUGGCUGUGAUGAUUUUUCACCUAAUGUGUUUAAAAAGGACAAUUGUAAUAAUUGUUUUCAUAAACAUUAA
Molecule: messenger RNA, 1641 nt
Organism: Scutellospora calospora
Lineage: Eukaryota; Fungi; Glomeromycota; Glomeromycetes; Diversisporales; Gigasporaceae
Source: the annotation of a GenBank genome assembly